Molecule: messenger RNA, 846 nt
Organism: Aspergillus aculeatinus CBS 121060
Lineage: Eukaryota; Fungi; Ascomycota; Eurotiomycetes; Eurotiales; Aspergillaceae
Exons: 3
Coding region: 1-846 (281 amino acids)
Source: RefSeq, a predicted model, not a curated record
AUGGCUAAACAGGAAUCAGCCAGCACAUUUGAUGCAUACAGGCGCGGCAAUUGCGUCAUUGAUCGUAUCUCGCGUUGGGCUUCAUCACUUUCUUCUUCUCCCGCCUUGCCCACUGUUCACUACUCCUCUUCUACCCACCAACAGCCCACUCAACUGUGCAUACCAUCCCGACCCCGAACCUCUCUAUACCAUCGCCAGUGCAUACCUCGAUCCGUCCACCGUCCAACAACCGCCCUCGCUCUACUAUCAAGAAACCCCGCCCGGAUCGCCACCCCAACCCCAACAACCACCAAAUUCAUCACCACCACAACCCGCACCAUGUCCUCCGACGACGCCUACAUGUCUUUCCUCAACAAAGCCAACGCCGACCUCGACACCGCCCGAAACAACCAACAAGCGAGCAGCAGCGGGGGUGGUGCCGCGCGCACCGAAACCAUACACACGGGCGUCAGCAUCCCCGGCCCACUCACCUCCGUGGACGCAUUCUACAUCUCCGAAACCGACGAGCCCUUCGAGCCGGUCGCGCUGAAAUGGGACGGUGCCCAUCGGGGCGUGUGGCCUGAUGCUUCAAACUUCUCCAACCUCAUCUCCGAAACCGACGACCUCGCCUCCGCCAUCGAGACCCUCUCCCCGGCGUCCUUCGACCCCAAGAACCAGUAUGCCUCGGCCCUGCGCGCGGUGCGCGCCGCGGCCGCCAGCCAGGCGUCCGGCGUGGAGGAGGCGGACGUCGACGUCAAGGUCUACCGGGUUGAGGUCGGGAGCGCGCGGGUGGAGUAUUAUGUGGUGGCUUUGCAGGCGGAGGGGGGCUUGCUUGUGGGGUUGAGGGCUAAGGCGAUUGAGUCUUAG